ACCCACACUCGCAAGCCUGAUCCAGGCUUCGGCCAGGUGACUGGUGCAAUCCUUCCAUGCCUCUCUUGGGUCCCACUGCCCUGUCCGUCCUGGGGAAGGUUGAGGGGGAGUCACAGGCCAUCCCUGCAAGGAAAAGCAGAUAGGGCACUUUGGGAGGGUGACAGAGCCACCCCUGGCUCUCAGAGAUGCUGCUGAAAGGGGUGACGGGCAGUGGCAGGGCUUGGGACUCUGCCAGGUGUCCUAGCUCCCAUCUCCAGGCCCAGGCCCAGGCCUCUCCAGCAGGAAAAGCUAGGUCCCUCCAGCAGGAAAAGCUAGGGACCUCACUGCCAUGGGCUUUGAAUGGCCCCCGACUCUUGGGAAGCCGCUCCUCCUGAGGAAAGGCAGGGUUGGGGUCUGCUCAGGUUCUGCCACCACCUGCUCUGUGACCUCGGGCAGGCCGAGAGUUCCUCCGAAAAAGGGGAGGCAUUGUGGGCACCAUCACCUCUGGGUGCCCAGUGGCUCAGCUGCCGUGGCCAGGCUGCCCUGCCCCAGCCUCGGCACACCUCCCCCAGCCACAACAGGCAGCCCUGGACCUUCUCCUAAUGAGACCUUACUGCCAGCCCCUCUGGGAGAUCAGACACAAGUUACCAACAGGCAGCAGUCUGGGUGACUCCCAGGAGUCCAGGCCUCCAUCGUGUCCUACCCAGUGGCUGGGGCAGCGGGCUGGACAGCAGGACCUCAGUGCCCAGGAAGGCAGGGCUCAUCCCGAAAGUCACCACGGCAGCCCCUCCUCCUGCCCCCUUACUCAUUAGCCAGGCUGUACUGACACGGGCUGCCCCGGCAGGGGGUGGCUCGGUGGACAUAGCUGGCUGUGCGGGCACUCAGGCGUGCAGGGUGGCCAGUGCCCUGGCCAGGAAUGGACAGUCUCCAAGACACGCUGUCCCCAAGCCAUGGGGGCUGCUGCCCUGCCUUCAGUAGGCUGGUUCCCAGAGGCUUUGGGGCUGAGGUGUGGACUCUCUUUGCUCUUUCCGGACCCCUGUUCCUGUUCCAGAUGCUGACUUUUAUGAACUACAUAGUGAGCACUGUGUUCUGUGGGCACCUGGGCAAGGUGGAGCUGGCGUCAGUGACCCUCGCGGUGGCCUUUGUCAAUGUCUGCGGAGUUUCCGUAGGAGUUGGUUUGUCUUCAGCGUGUGACACCUUGAUGUCUCAGAGCUUUGGCAGCCCCAACAAGAAGCACGUGGGCGUGAUCCUACAGCGGGGCACGCUGGUCCUGUUCCUCUGCUGCCUCCCCUGCUGGGCGCUCUUCCUCAACACCCAGCACAUCCUGCUGCUCUUCAGGCAGGACCCAGAAGUGUCCAGGUUGACCCAGGACUACGUAAUGAUUUUCAUCCCAGGACUUCCGGUGAUUUUUCUUUACAAUCUGCUGGCAAAAUAUUUGCAAAAUCAGGUACAGGUUUUUGGCAUGGGGGCGGCCCUUCUGCCAGCACACUGCCCUAUUCCAGUGGGAGGGGCCUGGGGCUUUCCCCUUCUCUCCACCUUCUGUGAACCAGCUCCGGAAAGGGUCACUUCCAGCCCACCACGCCAUGUCCUGACCUCCGCACAGAGGCGGGUGAGAGGCUGUGCGUCCCAGCCUCUUCCAAUUCCCAGACGAGGAUGUCUGAAGGGGCAGGAGAGGGAGUCCCCAUUCCACACCCUGGGUCUGUCCACCUGUCAUGCAUCCCACUCUCACCUUAGCAGGGCCAGUUUUGAUUUCUUUCAGAAGAUCACAUGGCCCCAAGUCCUUAGUGGUGUGGUGGGCAACUGUGUCAACGGUAUAGGCAACUACGCCCUGGUCUCUGUGCUGGAGCUGGGGAUCAGAGGCUCUGCCUAUGCCAACAUCAUCUCCCAGUUCGCACAGACCGUCUUCCUCCUUCUCUACAUCAUACUGAAGAAGCUGCACCUGGAGACAUGGGCAGGUUGGUCCAGCCAGUGCCUGCAGGACUGGGGCCCCUUUUUCUCCCUGGCUGUCCCCAGCAUGCUCAUGACCUGCAUUGAGUGGUGGGCCUACGAGGUCGGGAGCUUCCUCAUGGGCCUGCUCAGCAUGGAGGAUCUCUCCGCCCAGGCUGUCAUCUAUGAGGUGGCCACAGUGACCUACAUGAUUCCCUUGGGGCUCAGCAUCGGGGUGUGUGUCCGAGUAGGGAUGGCUCUGGGGGCUGCAGACACUGUGCAGGCCAAACGCUCGGCUGUCUCAGGUGUGCUUCUCAUAGUUGGCAUUUCCCUGGUCCUGGGCACCCUGAUUAGCAUCCUGAAAAAUCAGCUGGGGCACAUAUUUACCAAUGAUGAAGAUGUCAUCGCCCUGGUGGGCCAGAUCUUGCCGGUUUAUAGCGUCUUUCACGUGUUUGAGGCCCUCUGUUGUGUCUACGGCGGAGUCCUGAGAGGAACUGGGAAGCAGGCCUUUGGUGCCGCUGUGAAUGCCAUCACGUAUUAUGUCAUCGGCCUACCACUGGGCAUCCUUCUGACCUUUGUGGUCAGAAUGAGAAUCAUGGGCCUCUGGCUGGGCAUGCUGGCCUGUGUCUCCCUGGCAACUGCUGCUUUUGUUGUGUAUACUGCCCGGCUGGACUGGAAGCUUGCUGCGGAGGAAGCUAAGAAACACUCAGGUCAGCAGCAGCAGCAGCAGCAGAGAGCAGAGAGCACUGCAACCAGACCUGGGCCUAAGAAAGCAGUCCUAUCUUCAGUGGCUACUGGGAGUUCCCCUGGCAUUACCCUGACAACGUAUUCAAGGUCUGAGUGCCACGUGGACCUCUUCAGGACUCUAGAGGAGGCUCAUACCCUUUCAGCUCCUACCAGCAGACUGUCAAUUAAACAGCUGGUCAUUCGCCGUGGGGCUGCUCUGGGGGCGGCGUCAGCCACACUGAUGGUGGGGCUCGCAGUCAGGAUCCUGAUCACCAAGCACUAGCAAAGCAGCUCAGAAACAGAAAGCCAGGAGUAGCCAUUCCCAGUACCUGAACACACCAUGGUCUGCCCUGCAGAAGUGCCAAUGGGGUCCAGGGAAGGUGGACACUUUGAACCACUCCUCAGAAAAAGAACUUUGGCUGAUUCCCUGUGGUGACAUUCAGAGGGUCUGAACAGAGCAGACUGGCCAUUCUGUUCUGGUCAAACUGGAGUUUUCUUCUCUGACCUGGAUUGCUCUAUAGAAGACAUCAGCCAAAUGCAUGAAUCAGAGUCCAGAGACUGCCACUAUUAUUAAUGUAAAUGGCUUCAAAUGAGAGACUGUAGAUAAAAUCACAAAACCACUAUUACAUUAAAGAUUAUACAUUUCCUAGGCACAGCCUGCUACUCAAGUCUGUCA
Molecule: messenger RNA, 3307 nt
Organism: Callithrix jacchus (white-tufted-ear marmoset)
Lineage: Eukaryota; Metazoa; Chordata; Mammalia; Primates; Cebidae
Source: RefSeq, a predicted model, not a curated record